Molecule: messenger RNA, 1184 nt
Organism: Penaeus monodon (black tiger shrimp)
Lineage: Eukaryota; Metazoa; Arthropoda; Malacostraca; Decapoda; Penaeidae
Product: Kv channel-interacting protein 4-like
Molecular function (GO): calcium ion binding
Source: RefSeq, a predicted model, not a curated record
AUGGUCCCUCAUUUGGGUUAUUUGCUUCUGAUUAGUGAUAUAGGAAGGACACAUCGAUUUUUCGCCGUCCGCCGUCACGACGAAGCUUUCCAGAUGAAGCCACUGAUGUCAAUGAGCCCGUUUCAGGCGCCCGAGUAUUUCCUGUUAGUAUGUGAUAUACGGGCACUUCAUUCCCACCAUGCGUUAUUGCUGUGUUUAAAUAUCACAACGCCAUCAACCGCCGCCUUCUACAACCUGUCCUUCGCUCCCUCGUCAACGCACAGGUCGCAGUCUGGUCCCGGGUCAGCCAACGCGACGGGGGGAGGAGGGGGAGGAGGGGGGGUGCAGCGUCCCGCUCGCUCCCUCUACCGGAGACUCCUCUGCUUCAUCAAACAGGCGUGGACAGGAGUCAAGUUUGGGUCAGACUCCGAGCUCGAGAUCAUCGAGCAAGAGCCGCGCUACCGACCCGAAGACAUCAACGCCCUCUGCCGCACCACCCAUUUCACGAGGCCCGAGCUGCAGCGCCUCUACAGGAGCUUCAAGGAUCGGUGUCCUACGGGAGUCGUUCGCGAAGACGCUUUCAAGGAACUGUACUUUCAGAUGUUUCCAAAGGGAGCUAGCACAAGCAAGUAUCCCCAUUACGUCUUCAAUAAUCUGGAUAAAGAAAACACAGGUGUAAUAAACUUCGAGGAACGACCGCCUCCAGUGGAUAUUCACGCUCUACGACCUGAACGGCGACGGAUGCAUCACCCGCCAGGAGAUGACGGACGUGGUGCAGGCGGUGUACGACCUCAUGGGCAAGCAGACGGACACGCCGGUGGAUGAGCAGACAGUCGGCCAGAAGGUGGAGAUGCUGUUCACGACGCUGGACCUGAACAAGGACGGCGUCAUCACCCUGGACGAGUUCACGGAGGCGUGCGCGCGGGACAGCACCAUCGUGUACAACAUCGACGCCAUGCUCCACUGCGACAUCGCCGUCCUGAACUCGAGCGACGUCUCCUCUGACGUCACGUCUUCGGACCCCCCUCCGCGAGCCAUCAGGAGGUGACGUCACUAAUCGAGAUCGACGUCGGGAGGUGAUGACGUCACUCACGUAAUCGAAGACAAGGGAUGAGAGCUUUUCGAAGCCCGUUUCUCGAAGGCGAAGGUGUAGCUUGUGGCAAGCGAAGCGGUUCGUUGGGUUACGUCACAGGAUUUGUUGACUC